Fusarium sp. VM40 is the source of this 1122-nucleotide messenger RNA. The record is from the annotation of a GenBank genome assembly. NCBI's taxonomy places the organism in Eukaryota, Fungi, Ascomycota, Sordariomycetes, Hypocreales, Nectriaceae.
AUGACAAAGACUGUCGUUGUCUUGGGCGGAAGCCUAGGCGGUAUGGCUGUUACCCAUCAGUUGCUCAAGUACACGCGGCCCCGCGAGGAAGACCUCAAAGUUAUACUCGUCUCCAAGAAUAGCCACUUUUACUGGAAUCUCGCAUCCGUCCGCGCCAUUGUCCCCGGCGUGGUAAAAGAUGAAGAUAUUUUCGCUCCCAUCAAGCCAGGCCUGGAUCAGUAUCCCGCCGGCAGUGUUGAAUUCAUUGUCGGCACCGCCUCAGCCGUUGAUCCCACAGCGCGGACCGUGACUGUUGAUCCCGAGGUUGGAACCACUCCGACUGUGCUCAACUACGACCACCUCGUGCUUGCUACUGGCGCCGAGACUGUCGACCCGUCUCUCCCAUGGAAGGCAUCUACCUCGCACGAAGAGCUCGUGGAUAGUCUUCACCAGACUGCCGAAAAGGUUGGAAAGGCUACGCAUAUCGUCGUUGCUGGCGCCGGAGCCACAGGUGUCGAACUCGCAGGGGAGAUCCAGUUUGCUUUCCCCUCGACUACUGUUUUACUCAUCUCAGCUGAGGAUAAGCUUCUGGCCGGAGACCAGAUUGCCGGAGCUGCCGAAUCCGAGCUCAAACGUCUGGGUGUCGAAAUCCGUGCCGGUGUGCGCUCCGAGGACACGACUGAGCUACCAGAUGGCAAGACUCUGGUAAAGCUGUCGAACGGAGAAUCGCUGGUUACGGAUCUGUUCCUCGCGACCAUGGGACUACGACCUAAUUCUGGAUUCUUACCCAAGGAGUGGCUAAACGAGCAUGGCUAUGUAGACGUCGAUGAUGCGAUGCGCGUCAAGGCCACAGAGGGUGUAUGGGCAGUCGGAGACAUCGUAUCCAAGCCUCGCGCCUCUUUCAUGAUCACAGAGGCACAGGCCGGCGGCGUUUUCAAAAACAUCGAGCUUGCGCUCAAGGGCAAGGAAGCACAACCUGUGAGCGGUCCUCGCGUGGACGCCUUUCUAUGCGCCACUGGCCGAAGCCGUGGAGUUGGACGCCUGGGCAAAGUACCUGUGCCGUCACUUGCGGUAUGGGGAAUCAAAGGCCGUACAUUAGGCACUGAGCGAACGAAAAAGUACGCCAACGGCAGUAUGUGGUGA